Messenger RNA from Suillus clintonianus, 1383 nucleotides. Its product is annotated as major facilitator superfamily domain-containing protein. Gene Ontology annotation, biological process: transmembrane transport. The record is from RefSeq and is a predicted model, not a curated record. The transcript is spliced from 12 exons. The coding region runs from base 1 to 1383 and encodes 460 amino acids. Lineage: Eukaryota; Fungi; Basidiomycota; Agaricomycetes; Boletales; Suillaceae. Gene Ontology annotation, molecular function: transmembrane transporter activity.
AUGUACUCAGAAGAGAGUCUCCAGCUCCAGCUAGAGGAACUGCAUGUCGCCGACGACUUAGAUGUGUACGACCGAUUCAACAAAGCCCAGAAAAACUUCAUUGUCUUCGCAGUGUCGUUUGCAGGGCUACUUCCUAUGUUCGUGACUGGGACCUUUGUUCCUUCGAUCCCCCAGAUAGCACAUGACCUCGAUUCCACAGGUGUUGUUGUGAGCUUUGCUGUAAGUCUAUCAGUCUUUGCGAAUGCGAUCGGUGGUUUGGUAUGGGCAGCGUACUCUUCAUUUUAUGGGCGCCGGCCAAUGUUCUUAUGGGGUAUGCCUAUUUUGUGCAUAGGAAGCCUCGGCGUUGGAGCAUCCGUGUCUCUCACAAGCUUGUUGUUCUGGCGGUUUGUUCAAGCUUUCGGUUGCGCUGGCGGAGUGUCGGUAGGUGCGGCCGUUAUUGGCGACAUCUACAGGGUCGAGCAGCGAGGUACUGCCAUGGGUAUUUUCUUUGGGGCUUGUCUUCUGGGCGUCGCACUGUCACCUAUUACAGGAGGCACAGCAGCACACUACUGGUCAUGGCGCAGUCUGCACUUCUCACUUGGAGUAUGGGGCAUUAUCGAGAUGAUUCUAAUAUAUUUCUUCUUCCCGGAGACAAGUCAUCCGCAUUUGGGAGGGACCCGUGAGCCGACAUCAGGAUUCAACUUUGUGUGGAUCAAUCCUUUUAGCAGUGUCUGGCUGCUUCGUAGUCCAAACAUCAUGGCUGUCACAUUGGCAAAUACAUCAGCGAUGGUAUCGGAGUAUGUUCUAAUGGUCCCAAUUGCCUACACGAUUGGUGCUCGAUACCACAUCUCUAACGAGGCACUGAUCGGCGCGUGCUUCCUCCCCAGUGGACUCGGAAACUUCGUUGCUUCAGCAAUCGCUGGGCGAUUGUCCGACGCUAUGAUUGAAAAAUGGAAGGCAAAGCGCAAAGGCAUCUGGGUUCCCGAAGAUCGGCUACGCCCAGUUUUGGUCGGCGGACUCUUCGUCCCUUUAUCUGUUUGUCUUUCGGGAUUGGUUACGACGUACAUCGCUGGACCGUUGGGUUUAGGAUUAAAUUUGGUUUGUUUGUUUAUGAAUGGUGUUGGAGUGAACUUUGUUCUCACUCCUAUCGGUUCGUAUAAUGUCGACGUGCUACAAUCGCGCAGCGCAGAGGUAAUUGCCGCGUGCAGUGCUUUCCGUGCGAUAAUUCUUGCACCAGUGACUGCAGCCGUACUUCCGUCGAUUGAAACGCUAGGCGUGGCAGCAACAAAUGGCAUAGCUACAGUGAUCGCGCUUCUUGGAUAUGGGCUUGUCGCCCUCACGAUUCGUUAUGGUGAUCGCAUGAGAGCUUGGGUGGACGUUGGAUACACCUUGGUAGAUAACUAA